Myripristis murdjan (pinecone soldierfish) is the source of this 2602-nucleotide messenger RNA. RefSeq names its product zinc-binding protein A33-like. NCBI's taxonomy places the organism in Eukaryota, Metazoa, Chordata, Actinopteri, Holocentriformes, Holocentridae. The transcript is spliced from 6 exons. Gene Ontology annotation, molecular function: zinc ion binding; protein binding. The record is from RefSeq and is a predicted model, not a curated record. Bases 211 to 1761 code for a protein of 516 amino acids.
AUGGAACGGGGCCCCCGCCUGCUGGAGCACAGAGCCUGUUGACGCACGCCUUCCGUCUCUUCCGCAAAAAUAGUUUGCUCUGCUGUCAACUCGAGCGCUCAGACCACUCCCUCCCGGUCUGUACGGGAAGAGAAUCCGAGUCUUGAACUUUUUACUCAGAGUUGCCAUCAGCAGUUUUCGUGAGGCUUUUCAGUAUGCGUCGUGAGGAGAAUGGCGGACGCCAGCGCGCUUGAGGAGCUCCACUCUGAGCUCACCUGCCCGGUGUGUCUGGAGCUCUUCCGUGAGCCGGUCAUCCUCGAGUGCGGCCAUCACUUCUGCCGAGUGUGCAUCACCCACUGCUGGGAGGCCAAGGCGGACGAGCAGCCGACCUGCCCGCAGUGUAGAAAGUCGUGUACCCGCAAGCUGCGGCCCAACUCGCUGCUGUGCAACGUGGUGGAGAGCGUGAGGAGAGCCCGGGCCACGGACGCGGCCGCGGGUCUAGUCGGAUGGGACCCGGAAGGUGAGCCGGAGGAGCCCGAGGAGCGGGAGCCCGGCUCCAGCAUGAGCAGCGUCGCCUCCUCCAUCGGCUACUGGCCGCGCCUGCUGGCCGAUAUGUGCGAGGAACAUGAGGAGAAGCUGAAGCUGUACUGUGAGGACGACCAGCUCCCCAUCUGCCUGGUGUGCGGCAUGUCCCGGGACCACAAGACGCACAAUGUCAUCCCCAUAAAUGAGGCUUUUGAGAAUUAUAAGGAUAAGCUGUCUGUCGCUCUAGAAAGGGUUCAGCUACAGACAGAGGAGGCCUCGCUCUUCCAAAGCCAAACCAAUGAAAAGAUCCUCCUUAUUAAGGAGCGAGCGGCCGACCUGGAGGAGCAGGUGAGCGUGGAGUUUGCCCGUCUGAGGGAGUUUCUUCAACAGGAGGAGGAGCGCGUGAAGGAGAAACUCCAGAAGGAGAAAGAGGAGAGGCUCAACCAGUUGGAGGAGGCGCUCACCCAGGCCACCGAGCAAAUCAGCCAGUUGGAGAGCACGGCUGACCAGCUUGCCCUUAAACUGAGGGAGGAGGAGAACCCAGAGCAGCUCAAGGGAAUCAAAGACUUCAUUGGAGGGGCAGAGAGCUUGUUUGAGCGCCCCCCAGAGGUCAGCGUGGAUCUGCAGUCUGGAGAGUUCCUUGGGCCUCUGCAGUACAGGAUCUGGAGGAAGAUGAGCUCUGUUUUUCAGCCAGUUUUCUCAGAAGUGACCUUUGACCCUGACACAGCCUACCCCCGCCUGUGGGUGUCCCCGUGUCGCACCAGCGUCCGCAUAGGUGACAUCCAGCCCAACCUGCCCGACAACCCCGAGCGCUUCACCCGCUACAACAUCAUCCUGGGCCACGAGGCCUUCUCGUCCGGCCGGCACUACUGGGAGGUGGAGGUGGGCUCCAAGACGGCCUGGGGUCUGGGCGUGGCCACGUCCUCCGUCAACAGGAAGGAGGAAAUCAGCCUCUGCCCCGACGACGGUUUCUGGACCCUGGUGAUGAGGGACAAAGGUGACGGGACCAGCGAGUACGAAGCGUGCACCGACGCAGAGGACAGCUUGUUAUAUCCCCCGCGACCUCCCAGGAGGGUGGGGGUCUAUCUGGACUACAGCCGUGGUGAAGUAGCCUUUUAUGACGCGGGGGAUAUGAGCCACCUGUUCACCUUCUGUGAUGCGAAAUUCAAAGAGCCCGUUUUUCCCUACUUCAAUCCCUGGCCGAUUAUCAAUGGACGCAACCGCGAGCCCCUCACCUUAGUGACGCCGCUGUGGUGACACUUCUCACCAUGACCUUCUUCAUGAAUGACUCAGCACAGCUUUCACAUUAACAUAAACUUUCUCGACAUGAGGCCUUUGUUGUGAACAGCAUGGGGAUGAUGCACACUUUGGUACUCCUGCACCUUCAGAUAUAUUCUUGUAAGCCCAGAUGUAAGAAGAUAAAGCCUCCAAAGUACAAGACAACAGGCACCAUGAUUUUUAUUUAGUGGGAAAAUUGAUAGAAAAGGUUUAUGUUCUUAGUUAUUAGAUAAAUUACCAAAAACUCACUUGCGUCAUGAGAAAAGCCUACACAAUCAUUAUAAUCGAUACAUGUGUUGCCUUUUUAAGGAUCAAUUUUAUGUAAUAAUAGUAUCUAACUAUAUAACAAACUAUUACACUGGUUUUAUGUAUCUUAUACAGAUAUUGUAAUGCCAUUUUAACCUUAACAACAUACACUGUAUAUGGUUUUCUAAAGUGAAAGGAUUGAUUUUAGUGGAUUUUACCUUGAAGUUAUUAUUUUUGUUUGCCUUACGUGCCUCAAAAUAUUCCAUUCAAAAAAAAAAAAGCAAAGCCUGCUGACACUAACCGUACACACUGCAAAAACUCUCAGUCUUAACAAGCCAUUAACACAUCAUCAUAGUCAGCGUUAAGAUCUUUUUUUUAACAAGUAAAUAAAUCUGACAGUGGGAUGAGAUAACCCCAGUUGUUUCCAGUGCUAGUCAACUUGUUUCCACAAUUUUCUUCAUUCUCAAGUAUGGUUUUCUUAAUGCUAGUGGCCUGAUCUGCCUUGUUCUGUGUUGUUUCAACAUACUUGUUAUCAGUAAAAAAAAAAAAAAAAAAAAAAAAAAAAAAUCCUGCA